AUGCAUUAUUACAGUUUGUAUUAUUAUUGGAAAGCACAGCAAUUACGCCCUAAUGAUUCUCGAAUGUUGGUUGCUCUUGGUGAUGGUUAUGAGAAACUUGACCGAUUACAAGAAGCUAAAAAAUGUUUUUGGAAAGCGCACAGUGUUGGAGAUGUAGAGGGAAUUGCAUUGAUGAGGCUUGCUAGGUUAUAUGAACGGCUAAAUGAGGAGGAACAAGCUGCAGCUGCAUAUAGUCAGUACAUCAACCAAGUACAUCAACAAAAUACCUUGCGUAGAAUUGGAGACCAAGCAAAUUUCUAUGCCAAUGAAGAAAUUGCACAAGCUUAUAAGUAUCUAGCUAAUUAUUACCUACGACAAACUCGCCUCGAUGAAGCUUAUUAUGCAGCCCAGCAAUGUACCUCAUACAAUGAAACAAAAGAAGAAGGGAAAGCUCUGUUGCGUCAGAUUGCACAUAUGCGAGUUGGAGAAGGAGCUAACCAAAUGGAUGAAAGUACAGAUUCUAUCACUGGAGAGUUACCUGAUACAACAACAGAACAUUCACCUUUGAUGCGAAUUGUCAGUGGAAGGCAUAGAUUCACUCCACCUUAA
This is a messenger RNA of Acanthosepion pharaonis, 588 nucleotides long. The record is from the annotation of a GenBank genome assembly. Lineage: Eukaryota; Metazoa; Mollusca; Cephalopoda; Sepiida; Sepiidae.